Messenger RNA from Colletotrichum abscissum, 666 nucleotides. Its product is annotated as fatty acid hydroxylase superfamily protein. Gene Ontology annotation, biological process: sterol biosynthetic process. The record is from RefSeq and is a predicted model, not a curated record. Gene Ontology annotation, molecular function: C-4 methylsterol oxidase activity; iron ion binding. Gene Ontology annotation, cellular component: endoplasmic reticulum membrane. The coding region runs from base 1 to 666 and encodes 221 amino acids. The transcript has 2 exons. Lineage: Eukaryota; Fungi; Ascomycota; Sordariomycetes; Glomerellales; Glomerellaceae.
AUGAACGACUUUCUGGACUGGUGUCCACCUGGUUACGUUGAGGUUCUCGGCAGCCUCGGCGUUCAAGCGGGAUAUUUCGCUUGUGGGAUGAUCAUGGAAAAGAUGCGGCCUGCCUACGUCACCGCAACAUCUCGUGAAGUCCUGAACAAGAGUAUUCUGAACCACGUCAUUCUGAAUUCCCUCCACUUCGCCAUAGCAACUUGUAUGGGUGGACACUCGAUUUUGUCACAAGGAUAUCCCACAAAGUACCAGCUGCCGUCGUGGACCGAGCUCAUUUCUCAGCUGGUGAUCGGCCUUGUGUUACGAGAUGCUGUAUUUUGGAUCAUCCACCGACUGUUACACAUCCCUGGACUAUAUCGAGUGCACGCGAAGCAUCAUGAGAUCAAGAACCCAGGCGAACACCACGUUUUCACCAUCAGCUACAUGUCCGUUGCAGACUUUUUCUUCUUGUACGCAGUUCCGAUAGUAUCCGUGGCGAAGUUCUUGGAUAUGAAGCUCGUCGCAACUUUGGUUUUCUCCUUCAUCUCUGCAACAGGAGAGCAAGUUAAACUUGUUUGGGGAGACGAGGCCCAUGACGAGCAUCACGUGAAUGGCGCGGUCAAUUUCGGAGCAUACGGUCCCAUGGACUGGUCUGAAGAAUACCGCGCGAGACACGUGGACGAAUGA